Molecule: messenger RNA, 2308 nt
Organism: Culicoides brevitarsis
Lineage: Eukaryota; Metazoa; Arthropoda; Insecta; Diptera; Ceratopogonidae
Gene: Pgant3
Product: polypeptide N-acetylgalactosaminyltransferase 3
Exons: 2
Coding region: 162-2177 (671 amino acids)
Biological process (GO): protein O-linked glycosylation
Cellular component (GO): Golgi apparatus
Molecular function (GO): polypeptide N-acetylgalactosaminyltransferase activity
Source: RefSeq, a predicted model, not a curated record
AACAAAAAUUAAUUUUAAAUCCUUUAAUUUGCGUAGAAAUUAAUAAAAAGUGCUUUAUUCAGUUAUUAAACUAACGAAAAACUCAAAAAAUUAGUUAGAUUUGUGAUAAAAUAGCUAUGAAACUCAAUUUGUCUCGAAGAAAUUCAUAAAAAUUCUCAAAAAUGUUUCCGCGGCGGUACAGGAGGAAAACUUUUUACCUAAUAUUACUUCUGAUGUCAAUAUUUGUCCUUUUCUUCAUAAUUUAUUCAUCACGGAGUCUUGCUUAUAAAAUUUUGGAAUAUAAUAGAAGCAUAAGAAACAAGUCGAAAAAGUCAAAAAUACCUCAAGUAGUUGGACAUUAUGUGGGUCAGGGUAAAAUAAGUGCAGUUAGUGAUGAAGUAAUUAAUGCCAACAAUUACAAUCCCAUACCUGGUUGGGGUGAAAUGGGCAAGCCGGUAGUAAUUCCGGGAAAAGAUCUCUUCAAAAUGCAACAAUUAUUCCAAAUAAAUAGAUUUAAUUUGAUGGCAAGUGACGGAAUUGCUCUCAAUAGGACUUUACCUGAUUUCAGAGGAGUUGCUUGCAAAGAAAAGAAAUAUGAUGAAAAUUUGCCAAAAGCUUCUAUAAUAAUUGUCUUUUACAACGAAGCAUGGUCGACAUUGAUGCGAACUGUUUGGAGCGUCAUAAACCGCACGCCGAAGAGAUAUUUGGAAGAAAUUUUGUUAAUCGAUGAUGGAAGUGAUCGAAAUUACCUGAAAGAAGAGUUAGAUACUUAUGUGGCUUCACUUCCGGCAAAAGUUCGACUUUUAAGGAUGGGUGAGCGAAAAGGACUUGUUCCCGCGAGAUUAUUAGGUGCUCAAAAAUCAAACGGAGAAGUUUUAUUGUUCCUUGAUGCUCAUUGCGAAUGCUCUGAAGGAUGGAUUGAACCCUUACUCUCAAGAGUUAAAGAAAAUCGGAGAAAAGUCGUGUCACCUGUAAUUGAUAUAAUUUCCGAUGAUAAUUUUUCGUAUGUAAAAAGUGCAGAAUUUCAUUGGGGAGCUUUCAAUUGGCAACUUCACUUUCGAUGGUAUACGAUCGGAGAUAAAGAAAUAGAGAAACGAAAAUUAGAUCACACUGUUCCUUUUAAGACGCCUGUCUUCGCUGGAGGACUUUUUGCCAUUGAUCGUCAGUAUUUCUACGAAAUUGGAUCAUAUGAUGCUGAAAUGAGCAUCUGGGGAGGCGAUAACCUUGAAAUGUCCUUCAGAGUAUGGCAAUGCGGAGGAGAGUUGGAAAUCUCUCCAUGUUCUCACGUAGGCCAUUUAUUCAGAAAAAGCUCGCCUUAUACAUUUCCGGGAGGCGUAAAUGACAUUUUAGAUAGAAACUUAAUACGUGUCGCUUCAGUUUGGAUGGAUGAAUGGGCUGAAUUUUUCUAUAAAUUUAACAAAAAUGCCGCUAAACUAAGAGAUGACGUUGACAUCGAUGAACGAGUGACACUUCGACGCGAGCUGCGAUGUCACACUUUCGAAUGGUACUUACAAAAUAUCUGGCCCGAACAUUUCUUUCCCAUGCGAGAUAGAUUUUUCGGUAGAAUUCAAGUUGCUGAUCGUAAAUCUUCUCAAUUCGCCAAAUAUCAACACUUAAUUCUGAAACUUGCGAAUAAAAUGUAUUACUCCUCAAUGUCAUCACAGGGCAAAACUGACUCUUUUAUCAGCUACUUGAACAAAAAUCAACCCGAACUAACGGAAAUCUUGGAACACGGCGAUCGCCCAGCACUUUGUUUCCAAAAACCCAAAGCACGCAACGAAUUGAAACAACCUCUCGGAGAACUGAUGCUCGGUAAAUGCUCCGUAGCUCACGAUAAACUCCCCGAAAUGUUCAUUUUCACGCCGCAAAGUCAAAUUUUAACUGACGAAGGAAUUUGUUUGGAAGCUCCAUUACCAACGAAAGACUUGCCCGAUCCAAAAGCUCGUAUGACGCCAUGCAUCACAAAAAUUCCCGAAAAUAACCGCCAAAAAUGGUUUUAUAACAUUGAAACUUUACAAAUUCGACAUUUUACGAAUGACAAUUAUUGUCUUGAAGUAAGCUCCGAAGCUCAGCAAAUAUUCGGACACAAUUAUGUCGAACCCGAUGACAUCGCGGACCAGCUUUAUGUAUAUUUACGUACCUGUGAUACAACAAAUGCUCUACAAAAGUUUGUAUUUUUACCUGUUCCAUGGAUGUGAAAAAAAAUGUAGAAUAGAAAAAAAUGCAUUUUUUAUAUAAUUUUAUUAUAUUUUAAGGUACGCGAUUUUUCAAUUCGAUUUUUUUUUUGCAUUUUAUUUAAAUCCGUAAAAAUAUAAUAAUAAUAAAAUAA